Messenger RNA from Paraphaeosphaeria sporulosa, 627 nucleotides. RefSeq lists its product as uncharacterized. The transcript is spliced from 2 exons. NCBI's taxonomy places the organism in Eukaryota, Fungi, Ascomycota, Dothideomycetes, Pleosporales, Didymosphaeriaceae. The record is from RefSeq and is a predicted model, not a curated record. The annotation marks the transcript as partial.
GGCCGCUUCGCCGACCGCACACUACCCCCAGACAGCCGCAACGAGCACCUCCGCGCCCUCCUCCGCACCUACCUUGCGACCAUGCACGCCCUUGGCGCCGAGACCUGGCUCAUGCACGGCUCGCUGCUCGGCUGGUGGUGGAACCGCCGCAUCAUGCCAUGGGACUCGGACAUUGACGUGCAGGUCACGGAGCCCGCGCUCAAACUCCUCGCAACGCACCACAAUAUGAGCGUGCACGUCCGUGACGAAGACGUGGAUGUGAUUGUGGGAAAUAGGGAGUAUCUACUCGAGAUCAACCCACACUGGAAGAACACGAGUUACGCCGACAAAUACAACGUCAUCGACGGGCGCUGGAUCGACAUGAAAACCGGCCUGUACAUUGACAUCACCUCCGUGCGGUGGAACCAGUCAUCCCCCGUGCCGGGGACACUGUACUGCAAGGACCGGCACCACUACCUCAGCCGGCAGAUAUUCCCGCUGCGGACGUCGGAAUUUGAGGGCGUGCCGGCGAAAAUCCCGUAUGCGUAUCAGGAGCUGUUGGCUGAGGAGUAUGGGACGGAGAGUCUGGUACAGACGGUGUAUAGGAAAGAGGGGCAUGUUUUUGAUAAGGAGAAGAUGGAGUGGGUG